Molecule: messenger RNA, 647 nt
Organism: Ciona intestinalis (vase tunicate)
Lineage: Eukaryota; Metazoa; Chordata; Ascidiacea; Phlebobranchia; Cionidae
Source: RefSeq, a predicted model, not a curated record
AGUUUUCUUUAAUGGUAUACUUCAGUAUCGGUUUAGGUUAAUAUUUGUACAGUCAAAUAUCUUAUGAUAAAAUUUCUCUAAUAGAUCUUAAGUUUUUAUUGUGGUUAAUAAGAUUUUAUCCAAUAAUUGAAAAUGGCGAUACCAGAUAUUCGUGACCUGGCUGAAUUCAACAAAGCUCUGGCAGAUGCUGGUAAUAAAUUGGUGUUGGUUGAUUUCCAUGCUCUUUGGUGUGGUCCAUGCAAAAUGAUUGCCCCAACUGUAAAAGAGUUAGCAAAUACACAUGCAGAUAAACUUGUUGUUUUGAAAGUGGACGUGGAUGAAGCAGCGGACGUCGCAGAACAAGCAGAAAUUUCUGCCAUGCCAACAUUUAUAUUUUACAAAAAUGGAAAACAAGUUGCAACUUUCAAGGGUGCAAACAAGGAAAAACUGACUGAAAUGACCUUGGAGAAUCUUUGAUUGACGCAUAUAGUUUAUAAUAAGAAAUCAAACUAUUCCAUUCAGAUAUUACAUUUCCGCAGCAUUGGAAUUCGAAAAAAAUUAUGCUCUCAGUUUCUUUUAAAUUUUUAAGCAGCAUUUCCAAAUGAAUGUACCAGUUUUGCUGGUUGUUCUAGUAAUUUCAAAUAAUAAAAUGUUUGUACCACUGGUUC